CAAUCAUUUCUAUUCAUCUAUCUCAUUUCUCAUUAAGGGCCCAAUUAUUUUUUCGUUACCUGCAGCAUUUUUCCCACCCAAAACGGCUUAUGUAGAUUAAUGGGUUUGUUCCAGAGCUCAAAAUAGAAUGAUAUGCACUCGAACUUUGUUCCAAACUACUUCAAAGAUAGCAGCCCUUGCCCUUGCAAGGUCCGGUCAGAUAACAUGUGCCCGCAAGCUAUUUGACGAAAUGUCUCAUAGAGACUCGAUCGCUUGGAAUGCAAUGCUUACUAGCUAUACCCAACUGGGUUUUCACCAAGAAACCAUUUCUCUUUUCCACCACAUGAGAAUCUCUGACAUUGGGCCUGAUCACUUCACCCUCACCGCAACUUUAAGCGCGUGGGCUGGCUCAUGCAAUCUGCGGUGUGGAACCAAAGUUCAUGCUUUAGUAACUGUUUUGGGCUACCAGUCCUACUUGCCGGUUAAUAAUUCGCUUAUUGAUAUGUAUGGGAAGUGUUUGAAUCCCUCUAGUGCUAGGAGAGUGUUUGAAGAGAUGAAACUUAGGAAUGAAAUAACUUGGUGUUCGUUUUUAUUUGCCCAAACAAACUCUGGUCAGCUUCACGUUGCGCGGGACUUGUUUUCUGUGAUGCCGAGAAGGGUGGAGAUAGCUUGGAAUAUUAUAAUUGUGGGUUAUGCACGAUAUGGGGAAGUGAAGUCUUGCUUGGAUUUGUUGAAUGAGAUGAUAGAGAGUUUGCGUCAGCCGGAUCAGUGGACUUUCAGUGCUCUGAUGAAUGCUUGCGCUGAAGCAUUAGAAUUUUGGCACGGUUGCAUGGUGCAUGCUCUUAUCAUUAAAAGUGGUUGGAGCUCUGCCGCGGAGGUAAAGAACUCAGUUUUAAGUUUUUAUGUUGAACUAGGCUUCCAUGGCAAUGCAGUAAAGGUUUUUGAGUCCACUGGAAUCCUGACACAGGUGUCCUGGAAUGCCAUGAUUGAUGCCUACAUGAAACUGGGGAAUACCCACGGAGUAUUUCAGCAAGCCCCUGAAAAGAAUAUUGUAUCAUGGACAUCUAUGAUCUCAGGGUAUGCAGGAAAUGGAUAUGGGGAAGAAGCUACUACCUUCUUUGUGGAUAUGGUGAGAAGUGGUGUCCAACCAGAUGAUAUCACAUUCGAAGCUGUCCUUCAUGCAUGCUCAAGCUUGGCAGUACUUGGACAUGGUAAAAUGGUUCAUGGUUGCAUACUUCACUAUGGCUCUCAUGCUUAUGUCUUUAUUGGGAAUAGCUUAGUUAACACGUCUGCUAUAUGUGGGGAUUUACAAGGGUCAGUCCAUGCGUUCAAUGAUAUUUUCCAGAAGGAUCUGGUACCUUGGAAUGCUAUGUUGUUUGCAUUUGGAUUGCAUGGGCAAGCUACCCAAGCUCUACGGGUUUUUAAAGAGAUGGUAGAAAAUGGAGUAAAACCAGAUAGUGUGACCUUCAUUGGUCUGUUGAUGACUUGCAGUCAUAAUGGGCUUAUAGAGGAAAGUCGCGUGGUUAUUGAAACCAUGGGGUCAGUUUAUGGGAUUUCUCCUGAAAUGGAUCAUGUGGCAUGCAUGGUGGAUAUGCUUGGCAGAGGCGGUUACUUAGCAGAAGCGAAAGAGUUGAUUGAUAAGUACUCAGGAGUAGGUAGUGCUCAGAUGAGCUCAUGCGAAGCUCUGUUUGGAGCUUGUUUCGCACAGGGGGACGUAGGAGUUGGAAGAGAUCUGGGCGAAAGUCUGAAGAUAGUGGAUCCGACCAUGGCAGCAUACUACGUCGCAGCCUCUAAUUUGUAUUGUGCAAGUGGGCAAUGGAAGGAAGUAGAAAUGGUUAGGAAGAUUAUGAUGGUUGAUCAAGGGAUGAAGAAAAUGCCUGGUUGGAGUUGGAUAGAAGUGAGAAACAAGCUAAUAGCUUUUGUAGCUGGGAAGCAUUCUAAUCCAUAUAUGAAUGAGCAAUGUAAUAUUACAUUUCAUUGA
Messenger RNA from Prunus avium (sweet cherry), 1960 nucleotides. The record is from RefSeq and is a predicted model, not a curated record. NCBI's taxonomy places the organism in Eukaryota, Viridiplantae, Streptophyta, Magnoliopsida, Rosales, Rosaceae.